Sphaeroforma arctica JP610 is the source of this 1265-nucleotide messenger RNA. Its product is annotated as origin recognition complex (ORC) subunit 3. The coding region runs from base 6 to 1265 and encodes 419 amino acids. The record is from RefSeq and is a predicted model, not a curated record. Gene Ontology annotation, molecular function: DNA replication origin binding. Gene Ontology annotation, cellular component: nuclear pre-replicative complex; DNA replication preinitiation complex; nuclear origin of replication recognition complex. Gene Ontology annotation, biological process: DNA replication initiation; DNA replication. NCBI's taxonomy places the organism in Eukaryota, Ichthyosporea, Ichthyophonida. The transcript is spliced from 3 exons.
CGAUAAUGGAGAAGAACGUAGCCACGGAAGUGGGCGCACGUGAGCGGUUAUCCAAAGCCAUAUACUUUCAUCACCCUACCCGUGACUCAAGAAACACCGUACCUGAACCCUUGCCAAGUGCAUGCGGGUUUCCAUAUGCGUUUGAUGGUGAAACAGACGAUAAAAGAGAAAAGCGUUCUGAUGCAUACCUAGAAUGUUGGGGGGUUAUUGAGGGACUGAUAGACUACCAUACGAACGAUCUAUACUCGCAAUUGUAUGGAGACGUCAAUAAAUUUGUGCGGAGAGCUUCUGUUGCAUUCAAUAAAAGAACAGCUAUUGUUGAGCAAUCAGAACCGAGAACCAAUACCGCACACGUCGACAGUAUCAACAACACUACCGCGACUGGCACGGACAAUACUCCCGGUGUGCCGAGUGCUGUACACACACCCAGCAAGCUUUUUUCAGGGUCCAGUUAUGGGAGAUACGAUACGCUGAGCGUGUCUGAGAUCCCAACAGCGCUGCUACACACAGGCUCAAAUGUAUCCGACCAUCCCGUUCUGUUGAACCAAAUUUCACACAAUCUGAUGUUGGGAAGCACUCCGGGCGAGUCGCAGGUUGAGACGCAUAGUUUUGCUAGAGGCCCGAGGCCGUGUGUUCUAAAGGGCGACGAAUGCACAACGCUACAGACCACUGUGAAGAACAUCGUGCAGAGCUUCACUAACGUCACAGACGACGGUAGUAGUGCACAGAUUGCCGCCAUCGACACAACGUAUGCGAAUGCCCAAGAUUUCUGGCAGCUGCAUAUGUGGUACACGGCUAGAUAUGCACCUGUACGUGAGGCUAACUCGGGCGAUGGGCCAACGAGUGCGGGCACAGGUGCAGAAAGGGGCAGCGGUAAGCCAGGGGAGACAGAUGCGAAUAGAACGGCAAGUACAGACGCUGGUACAAGUCCCCCAGUAGAUGGCAGCACACAAGGAACCACGAGCGUGGCUUCAGACACCGCCGCACACACACCCACACCCACAUAUACUGCUAAGCACACCCAGCUGCGCUACCCCCCAUUGGUAGUGCUAUUCGAUGACUUCGAGCGGUUCUCAGGGCCUUUACUGGAUGCAUUGAUACACAUAUGCAGACAGUGGCUGCCGUCUCUGCCGUUUGUGUUCAUCUUCAGCAUCGCCUCGUACUUUGACCGUGUGCACGAUGUGCUCAACCGCACAUCGCUGUCGGCGCUAAAUAUGACACGGUUGACACUUCAGGUGCGUGACAUGGGGAUGUGCAUAUAUUGA